Sorex fumeus (smoky shrew) is the source of this 1278-nucleotide messenger RNA. RefSeq names its product fumarylacetoacetate hydrolase domain containing 1 (gene FAHD1). Gene Ontology annotation, cellular component: mitochondrion. The transcript has a single exon. The record is from RefSeq and is a predicted model, not a curated record. NCBI's taxonomy places the organism in Eukaryota, Metazoa, Chordata, Mammalia, Eulipotyphla, Soricidae. The coding region runs from base 24 to 689 and encodes 221 amino acids. Gene Ontology annotation, molecular function: acetylpyruvate hydrolase activity.
GCGCUCGCGCGGAGGCUGGGGCUAUGGCGGCGCCGCGGCCGCUGUCCCGCUUCUGGGAGUGGGGGAAGAACAUCGUGUGCGUGGGCAGGAACUACGCGGACCAUGUCCGCGAGAUGCGCAGCGCAGCGCCCAGCGAGCCGCUGCUCUUUCUGAAGCCGUCCACGGCCUACGCGCCCGAGGGCGCGCCCGUGCUGCUGCCGACCUACACGCGCGACCUGCACCACGAGCUCGAGCUGGGUGUGGUGCUGGGCAGGGCCGGCCGCGCCGUGCCCGAGGCCGCCGCCAUGGACUACGUGGCCGGCUACGCGCUGUGCCUUGACAUGACCGCCAGGGACGUGCAGGACGAGUGCAAGAAGAAGGGGCUGCCCUGGACGCUAGCCAAGAGCUUCACCGCCUCGUGCCCCGUCAGCGCGUUUGUGCCCAAAGAGCGGAUCCCCGACCCGCACCGGCUUAAGCUCUGGCUCAAGGUCAAUGGCGAGCUCCGGCAGGAGGGGGACACCUCGGCCAUGAUCUUUUCCAUCCCCUACCUCAUCAGCUACGUCUCCAAGGUCAUGGCCUUGGAGGAGGGAGACCUGAUCUUGACCGGGACGCCGAAGGGAGUCGGACCCGUUAAGGAGAACGACGAGAUCCAGGCAGGCAUCGAAGGCAUCCUCAGCAUGACAUUCAAGGUGCAGAGGGCAGAGUAUUGAGCAUUCGGACUUCUCGCCAAGAUCCGAGCAAGGCAGAAGCAUGCCCAGGUUGUUCGCAGAAAAGCAGCAAUUUGAAACGAUUGGAUUAAAUCCUAUUCCUUAACUCAGAAACGGUGGCCCCCUCCGAGGAUGGCGUGAGGGGAAGGUGCCCGGCCAGAAAUGGGAAGAGAAAGAUUUUUCUAGGAACGCACGUAAUAAAGCCUUUGUGAUACUUCUAUAGAUUUCUCUAAAUGUUCACUGGACGACUCUUCUCCUAAAACUGCCUCCCAGGGUCUUAUCAGUGGCUCUUUCUGGGACCAAUAGUUCAAAAUCUGCAAAGGAAACUGAAAGCAUUUUUUAAAUCAAUUUCCCCCAAAUUACUGGGCCAAUAUUAGGCCCCUGUGCCAAUUAGCAGAAUUAAUUCCCACCACUCCCAAGAGAUUCUUCCAUGGAAAGAUGGAAGAACUCCACAUCAUCGGUUUCUUUAAUCCUAGUCAGUGGACAACCAAUUCAUCUGCUCAGAGAAUGUCCCUGGCCCAUAUACUCUGCGUUUGGGGCAUCAUUUUGAAGGUAAUUGUCUUCUAAAUAAAUAUGUUGUCAUCUUUGUGGA